This is a messenger RNA of Heterobasidion irregulare TC 32-1, 3183 nucleotides long. RefSeq lists its product as uncharacterized. NCBI's taxonomy places the organism in Eukaryota, Fungi, Basidiomycota, Agaricomycetes, Russulales, Bondarzewiaceae. The record is from RefSeq and is a predicted model, not a curated record. The coding region runs from base 1 to 3183 and encodes 1060 amino acids. The transcript has 11 exons.
AUGCGCAAGACUCGCGACAGCGCAGUCAAUCCUGCGUGGUUCCCAUGGCCGAACAAAGUAGUUUGUGUUCUCGAUAUUCUUCGAAAUCUCCCUCGAUCCCUCUUGUCCGACACGCAGAUGGAAAUCAUCACAUGGGGAAUGAUGAACCUUGGCAUCGACGACCUACCCUCCAUCUCCUCCCUCAAGGACACUUUUGGUGGGCUGCAACAGCGCUACGGCAUCAGGACGACGCGUCGCGAAGGCGCCCUCGGUCAUGUUUACUACACUAACAGUUUGGCAGAUCAAAUAUGCCAGGAAUUUAGCAACCCUCGUGUCGUUUCCCAUCUAUGCGCCUACCCCGAGGAUGCUGGUAAUAAGCUCGAGCAAGCGUGGCAAGCCGACCGCUGGCUGAAAGAGAUCGAACCUGCAUUAACGACGCCAAUGAUACGUGCACACGGUCACGACUUUUACAUCUUCGAACCAACAAAGCUCAAUGACGGACGUAUCGUCUUGCCCACACGGUGGUUCUUCCGGACCAAGCACGAAAAUGGCAAGGCUGUCCGCCACUUCUUUGGUCAGGCCUGUAAGCUGGAGCCCGUUGUAACCGAUCAAGGGCCCAGUGGGUACAUUGCUGUGGAACAUGAGACACUGGAGAUUGAUGCUCGUGAUCUCCUGUUCCCUUUUCCUAGGCUAGUUGAUACUUUUCAUUUGGAUCAUCUUCCCGAUCCUCGAGUAAUGUUGGGUCUGUGCACUGUGAAAGAGGCAGGUCAAGGUGUCCUACCAUGGACACACACUCAAGACCCUUCGCUAGGCAAUGACUGGCGCGUGAAAUCCAAGGGCCACCGGGUUGAGGCCAUGAUGAUGUGGCUAUAUUGUGACGACACGUCCGGCAACCUCUCGAAGAAGUGGAACAAGCACAACUCUUUUUUGUGGACACCGGCUGGCCUUCCGCGCGACAUGGCUCAAAAGCAAUACAAUGUACAUUUCCUAGCUACAUCAAACAUUGCUCCUCCCUUAGAAAUGCUGGAUGGAGUGGCAGCCGACUUGGAGGCUGCUCAACGUGAUGGCAUCUGGGCAUGGGAUGUUGCAGCCCAGGAAUUAGUGCUUGUGUUUCCCAUCGUACUCGCGCUGCUCGGGGAUAAUCCGAUGCAAAGCGAGUUUGCAUGCCACAUUGGGCUGCGUGGAAAAUUUUUCUGUCGAGCAUGCUGGGUCAAGGGCAGAGAUGCCGACGACGAGAACGGCACAGUCCCCCAAAGGACUAUCAUUCCUGACAUGUCGCCUGUGCCGCGAAUUGGGAUGAUGUCUGGGCAACUGUUACCUCCCAAAAAGCGAAAGGCGAGGGGGCUUGAGACGCUGCAGCAACUGGCGGAUCGAGCACGCCGUUUUUUGGCACCAACAGCCAUGCGAAACGGGGAGGAUACCCAACGCAAGCUCCGUUCCAUAUUCAAAACGGUGCAGAGGGUCGGAGGAAUGAGCCAGGCAGCAAAAUUGCACACCGCAUACGGGGUAAAAGAUACUUAUCAAGACUCUUUCAUCGACAGAAUUGCGACCCUCACACGCAAACUGACUGGGUCCAUGGCAUCAAGACAGAAGAAGGUGGAUGAUCUAGUGGCAACAUUUCCAAUGGACACCUUGAGCCCGGUGUGGCGUAUCAAAGGUUUGGACCCGCACUUAGACACCCCGGUGGAAAUUCUUCACGUGGUCUUACUAGGGUUCGUGAAGUACUUCUGGAGGGAUGCGAUUGCACGGCAGAACACAGAUCAGAAAGCAGUUCUCAUUGCGCGUCUGUGUUCCCUCAAUGUCUCCGGUCUGGGAUCAUCCAAACUUGUUGGACAGACUUUAGUUCAAUAUUCCGGGUCGCUGACAGGUAGAGAUUUUCGGGUCAUCGCACAGGUAGCACCUUUCGUGCUCUAUGAUCUGGUACCACGGGAAUGCUUUGAUGCAUGGUUGGCAUUGUCGCAGCUUGUACCUCUUGUAUGGCAGCCGUCGAUUCAGAAUCUUGAGCAGCAUCUGGUCGAAUUGAACCAUCGAAUCAAACAUUUUUUAUUGUGCACCGUCAAAUGGACACCACGUUGGUUUAACAAACCAAAAUUCCAUAUUAUUCAACACCUUGCUUUUCACAUCCGCCGUUUUGGUCCCGCCAUCCUGUUCGCAACAGAGUCCUUCGAGUCUUUCAAUGGGGUAAUUAGAGAUCACAGUGUCCAUAGCAAUAGGCAUGCUCCAUCACGGGACAUUGCCCUUGGCUUUGGGCACUACAGUCGGGUGCGCCAUCUUAUGAGUGGAGGUGUUGUCUUGUCCCGAGAGCCUGGAGAGUCUGUACAAGGAUCGAGGCAUUCACGGGGCGGGCUGUCCCCUCCGGUCAAUCAUAGAGGGCUUGGUAUGGAUCCACGAGUGUGGUGCAUGGCAGGACCAGAUGCUCUGGCGCUGGUGUGCACCAGUGGUGUGCGCGUCAACUUUGUCGCAAGGCAGUUGGGCUUGAGCGACCCCGUGCAUUUGCCAGAUUCCAUUCCCAAUCCCCAUCUACAUCAGUACCUCACCUGCUCUUCGGUUACUGGCCACAAUGGCGAGCGUGUCGAGGUUUAUUCAUGGGUUUUGACACAGAAGACACGCUCACCUGACUCUCCUAUUCGUGUCGCAAGGGUGGUUGAGAUUUUGCAAGUCUAUGGGACAUCUCAACAGCUAAAUGGGUGUGCCGAUCUCAUCCUGGUCCUGUUUCAUGAUGUAUCACAGCUAGCACCGACCUACAUGCUGCCUUCCCUAGUCCCGCAAGAAUGGGGUCUUAUCUCUGCCAAAGAUCUUCUUUGUCCUGUGAAUGUGCAACACAAUUGUGCGAUGCACAAGUGUGAUACUUCUGCACAGAUACCUGUACGACAAGAAAACGAACUCACGACAACAACUCGACGGGCAGUGUGUCACAAGGGUAGGCUGGACUAUGUCCUCAACGUUGGCCAGCUUCAUGAUGCAUGCCACAUGACUAGCUUUCGAGUUGCCCCUCCAUUUAUUGACGAGGACACUGCCAUCCUCACGGGCGCUGCACGUGAAAUAGAUUCACGCAAGCGAGACGACACUUCAACCGCGGUGUUGUUGGGCCAUGGUGCUUUGCGAGGGAGGGCCCGUGCUUCCAGAUCAAAUGGCACUGCUACGGGGCUAUCUUCAGACAUCAUGCAAGGGUCUUUACGGGGCAGCACAAGCACAAGCGCCUAA